Molecule: messenger RNA, 1347 nt
Organism: Rotaria sordida
Lineage: Eukaryota; Metazoa; Rotifera; Eurotatoria; Philodinida; Philodinidae
Source: the annotation of a GenBank genome assembly
AUGUUUUACUUAAUUGUGAUAUUGAUAUUAUGCUAUGUACAAAAUACAGUUGGAAAUAAUUACCAACCUGAACAAAUUCAUUUAUCCUACACAGGUAUUUUAAAUGAAAUGGCUAUAACUUGGAGUACACAAAUAUUAGCAAAUGAAAGUUAUGUAGAAUAUAGUCUAUGGAAUGAAGAAUUGUCUUUAAGAGAAAAUGCUACUAUUUCAAAAUUUAUUGAUGGUAGUAGUGCACAUCGAGUAUUAUAUAUGUAUAGAGCUAUUUUAAAAAAUUUAACAAUGAAUACAGUUUAUAUUUAUCAUGUGGGUAGUUCAUAUGGUUGGAGUGCGAAAUAUUCAUUUCGAACAAUACCUAAUGAAAAACGACAAUCAUUUGCUGUUUAUGGAGACUUAGGAGUUGUCAAUGCACAGAGUUUAGCACGUUUACAAAGAGAAGCUCAACUUGAUUAUUAUGAUUCUAUUUUACAUGUUGGUGAUUUUGCUUAUGAUAUGGAUGCUGAUCAAAGUCGUGUUGGUGAUCAAUUUAUGAAUCAAAUUCAAGAAAUAGCUGCUUAUGUACCAUAUAUGGUCUGUCCUGGAAAUCAUGAACGUGCUUAUAAUUUUUCAAAUUAUAAAUCACGUUUUACAAUGCCACCAAAUGGUGAUGGUGAAAAUCUUUGGUAUAGUUAUAAUUUUGGCUUAGCACAUAUAAUAAGUUUUUCAACAGAAGUUUAUUUUUGGUGGGAAUAUGGUUUUGCACAAAUAUCAAAUCAAUAUCAUUGGCUUGAACAAGAUUUAAAAUGGGCAACAGCAUUAGAAAAUCGAACAAAAUAUCCAUGGAUUAUAACAAUGGGUCAUCAACCAAUGUAUUGUUCAAAUGCUAAUCAAGAUGAUUGUACAUUUUAUAAUAGUCGACCUCGUUCAGGUUUACCAUAUAUACAUACAUAUGGAUUAGAAAAAAUGUUUUAUGAUUAUGGUGUUGAUUUAGAACUUUGGGCUCAUGAACAUUCAUAUGAAAGACUUUGGCCAAUUUAUAAUUGGACUAUAUUUAAUGGAUCAUUAAAUGAACCAUAUAAAAAUCCAGGUGCACCAACACAUAUAAUUAGUGGUUCAGCAGGUUGUUUUGCAAAACAUAAUCCAUUUCUUAAUCAAACACAAUUAUAUUCAGCAUUUCGUUCUGAUGAUUAUGGUUAUUCACGUAUGAAAAUUAUUAAUUCAACUCAUUUAUAUAUGGAACAAGUAUCAGAUGAUCAAGAUGGUAAAAUAAUUGAUAAUUUUACAUUAAUUCGAGAAAAACAUGAACCUUAUUCAUAUCAUAAACAUAAAGGAAUUAAAAUUGAUUAUAAAUCUACAAGAUAUCAUCAUUAA